AGCUACACGUGGGCUCAAGUUUGGAAACUUUCCGCCUGGGCCAUGGACACGCCAAGGCGCAGCCGGCGGUUGGAAGGUAGAAAGCCUGAAUCCCCCCAGAGCUCCACCUCCGCUUUGCGGGCGCGACGGGCCCUGGUGGAUUUCGAAGAGAAAACGAAGGAGCCCGGGUCCCCACAGAGUCCUUCCAGGGAGCCGAGCCAGGGAUCCCCGCUACGUCAGGCAGAAGCAAUCCCAGGAUCACCCAAUUUCCGUCAGAAUGUGGGACUGGGGUCUCCCCGAAGGCAGCCAGAGCCUGGCCCCGAGUCCCCGCAGCGUCAGCAAGAUCCAAGCGUGGGGUCACCCCGAAGACAAUCAGAAUCGAGCCCUAAGUCACCCCUCCGUCAGCCAAAGCCAAGUGAGAAGUCCCCGGAGUUAACCAAGAGUAAGGGCGAGCCGGGUCCGGGGUCCCCCCAAUGUCAGCCAGAGCCUGACGCGACCGCACCCAAGUCCUUCGAGAACCAGGCUGGACCCGACUCGGAGUUGGCCCAGAGUAAAGAGGAGCUGAUCCCGGGGUCUCCCCGACAUCACUUGCAACCCGGCCCAGGGUCACCAGAGCCGCCUCCUGGCCAGCAAGCGACAGGUCCGGAGCCCUCGCAGCCACUGCAGGAGCUGACACCCCAGUUACCCGAGUCCCCCCGGUGUCAGCACGAGCCCGGCAAGCCAAUCCCAGCUGGGGAGACCUUGCCAGGGAGUGUCGGAGCAAAGAAACGAAGAGGUCCUGUAACCCAGGCCCCAGCGUCCAAAAGGCAGAAGAAGGAGGCGGAGAAGAUCCCGAUGAUUCCGAAGGGGAAGCCCAAGUCCGGGCGGGUGUGGAAGGAUCGCACCAAGAAGAGGUUCUCCCAGAUGGUGCAGGACAAGCCCCUGCGCACGUCCUGGCAGCGGAAGAUGAAGGAGCGGCAGGAGAGGAAGCUGACCAAGGACUUUGCCCGGCACCUGGAGGAGGAGAAGGAGAAGCGGCGGCAGGAGAAGAAGCAGCGCCGUGCCGAGAACCUGAGGCGGCGCCUGGAGAACGAGCGGAAGGCGGAGGUGGUCCAAGUGAUCCGAAACCCGGCCAAGCUCAAGCGGGCAAAGAAGAAGCAACUCCGAACCAUUGCGAAGCGGGACACACUGGCCCUGCUGCAGAAGCAACCACCCCAGCGGCCAGGGCCCAGAGCUGACCUCGGGAUGGCCUGAGAUCCGCCAUGGGCAGCCACCCUGAGGCCACCGGCAUGGCACCCUGUGAUUCCAGAACAGCAGCCGAACCCGCCAUGGGGCACCUGUGCCCUUCCAGCCAGCGGGCAUGUCUUUGGGGAGGGCAACCCAGAGGGGGUCUGGUAGAGGGAAGGUUCAGACCCGCACCCCUCCCCCGUGACCCCACCACCACCAUCCUGGCCCUUCU
Messenger RNA from Echinops telfairi (small Madagascar hedgehog), 1417 nucleotides. RefSeq names its product coiled-coil domain containing 86 (gene CCDC86). The transcript has 4 exons. Bases 43 to 1212 code for a protein of 389 amino acids. Lineage: Eukaryota; Metazoa; Chordata; Mammalia; Afrosoricida; Tenrecidae. Gene Ontology annotation, cellular component: nucleolus. The record is from RefSeq and is a predicted model, not a curated record.